Molecule: messenger RNA, 1222 nt
Organism: Osmia bicornis bicornis
Lineage: Eukaryota; Metazoa; Arthropoda; Insecta; Hymenoptera; Megachilidae
Gene: Pgls
Product: 6-phosphogluconolactonase
Biological process (GO): carbohydrate metabolic process; pentose-phosphate shunt
Molecular function (GO): 6-phosphogluconolactonase activity
Source: RefSeq, a predicted model, not a curated record
GACAUUAUGGUAGUUUGAACAUAGGUUAUAUUAAAAAAAUAUGUCCCGCCAUCAAGUAUCCAAAACUGAAUUUUUUAGUAAAUAAUAUUACUUUAUAUCGCGUUUUCAUAUACACGAAAAAUAGAUUCUUAUGCGAAUGAACUGUUCGCGUAAUCAUAGUAACGUUUAGGAGAUAGUUAUCAUGAGCUUAUCACGUGUCAUUGUAAAUGUCCAAUGCUGUAUUCUGAUUACUGUUAACUGAGGCUAUAUAACUAACUAAUACUACCUUGCAUCUCUACACUCUGCACAACUUCCAUUCUCCAUAACGAGUUCUUGGUUAAUUUUGCACUUAUUAAAUUUAAGUGCUGUUCAAAAUUUACCGAUAAAUAAUGGAGAAGAUACUAAUCGAGCCUCAGAAUUGUAUCAUAGUGUCAUAUUUGUCUAACCUUCUUCAAACGAGUGCCGAAGAGGCAUUCGCCAACGGUGAUACACUUAAAGUUGGAUUAUCAGGGGGCUCUGUGGUUAAAUUAUUGGCACAGAGUUUACCUAAUAUUACAACUGACUGGAGUAAAUGGUAUUUCUUCUUCUGUGAUGAAAGAAUUGUUCCUUUUGAUAGUAAUGACUCCACUUAUGGAGAAUAUAAGUCAAAGUUGAUUGGAAAAAUACCAGUGACCGAAGAUCAGUUCAUAAAAAUAAAUCCUGAUCUAUCUGCCGAAGAUGCCGCAAAAGAUUAUAUUAAGAAGAUGUCUGUAUUUUUUCCUCCUGACCGUCUCCCAUGUUUUGAUGUGCUUCUUUUGGGAGUAGGUCCAGAUGGACAUACGUGUUCUCUGUUUCCUGGUCAUAAGCUUUUGAACGAAUCAAGUUUGUGGGUUUGUCCUAUUAAUGAUUCUCCUAAACCUCCUCCAUCUCGUAUCACUCUAACUCUUCCUGUAAUCAAUAAUGCAAAAAAAUGCAUAUUUACCGUUGUCGGAUCUAGCAAAGCUGAAUUGUGAAGAGAAUUUUGCAAGAUAAAGAAAAAUUUGCCAGCUGCUCGUGUACAACCGCACAGUGGAGAAUUGUACUGGAUCCUAGAUGAAGAUUCAUCAAAAUUAUUACAAACAGCCUAAAUAACAUUUUGCUUAAAGUUGACUAUAACAUUCCACUUAAAUAUCUUAUUCUGAUGCUCAACAGCUAUCUCAGGCAUACUUUUGUAUACAUAUGUGCAUCUUACUUAAAUGGCUAAUAGAUAAACAUUUAAAUGAAA